AUGUAUCCCGUGCGUGCGGUGGGUGUGAUGUCUGCGGCCUUCGUGAUUCCGUCCCAUGGUCAAGUGACGACUGACCAUUAUUGCAGGUCAUCUGGUUCAAGAACUGGAAGUCUCUCAAAUGCUGACCUCUCAGUCCUGUCGCACAUUAUCAGCCAGCUCCGCCCGGGAGCUGAUCUGAGUCGGGUGGUGUUGCCUACCUUCAUUCUAGAACCCCGGUCUAUGUUGGAGCGGAUCACCAACUUCAUGGCCCAUCCGGAGACCCUUCUGCCUAUGCCCACCGUCGAUGAUCCCCUCGAACGCUUCGUCUCUGUGGUCAAGUUCUACUUGAGCGGCUGGCACAUCAAGCCUCCAGGUGUGAAGAAACCGCUCAACCCGAUUCUGGGAGAAACCUUCACUGGCUACUGGGAUUAUCCGGAUGGAACCCGCGGAUAUUAUAUCGCUGAACAAACCUCGCACCACCCACCCAAAUCGAGCUAUUUCUUCAUGGCUCCCGAGCACAGUAUCCGGAUAGAUGGGACGCUGAUCCCCCGAAGCAAGUUCUUGGGCAAUUCGGCCGGAAGCUUGAUGGAGGGAAUAGCCGUUUUGCGCUUUUUGAAUCGAGGUUCGAACAAGGAAAAGGGCGAGCGAUACAUCUUGACUCAGCCGAAUAUGUACGCUCGGAAUAUUCUAAUCGGAAAGAUGAAAUAUGAGCUGGGUGACCACAGCUAUGUCAGAUGCCCGGAGAACAAACUAGUUGCCGAUAUCGAGUUCAAGACCAAGGGCUACUUCACCGGCGCUUAUAACCAAAUCGGGGGGACGAUCAAGAACAGCGAGACCGGCCAAGUAUACUAUGAAUUGUCGGGCUACUGGAAUAAGGAGAUGUUCAUUACAGAUGUCCGGACCCAUAAGAAGGAACUUCUGUUCAAUGCAAGCACCGCCACCCAUACCCCUCCUCAGGUGCGGCCCAUCGCACAGCAGGGCGAACGCGAGUCGCAGCGGUUGUGGCAGACUACCGUCAAGGCACUCUUAGAGCGAAACCACGAGGUGGCCACAGAUGAAAAGACGAAGAUCGAAGAUCGCCAACGAGAAGAAGCAGCCAAGCGGGCCAAUGACGGAGUGGAAUGGCAUCCGAAACUCUUCCGUCGGGUUCAGGGAGGCCCUGGUGGCGCCGACGAAGGCGAGGAGGAUCUUGACUGGAUCAUCAACGCACAGAUUGACGCGCACAACCCCGAAUUGGCCACCAAGCAGAUUUUAUCCAUUGCCCCGAUCUUAGAAGGUCAGACCGAGUCCUCUCAAUACCAAAUCCCACCUCACAAAGAGGGGCGUCUCGGAGGGUCAAUGAGAUGA
This is a messenger RNA of Aspergillus oryzae RIB40, 1326 nucleotides long. Its product is annotated as OSBP family protein. The transcript is spliced from 8 exons. Lineage: Eukaryota; Fungi; Ascomycota; Eurotiomycetes; Eurotiales; Aspergillaceae. Bases 1 to 1326 code for a protein of 441 amino acids. Gene Ontology annotation, molecular function: sterol binding. Gene Ontology annotation, cellular component: cortical endoplasmic reticulum; cytosol; intracellular membrane-bounded organelle. The record is from RefSeq and is a predicted model, not a curated record.